AUGGCUCUUUCCAUCAAACUUUCCUAUGAUGAAGAGAAGCCAUUGACACCUGGAUCCAUGGUUCUGGGCGUAGUCAAGCUCACUACCUACGAAGAACGAAUCAUUGAAUCCCUGAAUAUCGACUUCAAAGGCCGAACUAAAGUCUUUCUCAAUCAAUACUAUAGCGACAUGGUCGUCUCCAGAACAGACUAUACAUCGGAGAGCUACCUCUUCAGCCGGCAUAUGAGUCUACACAGUGGUGAAAGCAUUGAGGAUAAAGGGACCUACUCAUGGCCCUUUGCUUUUCGGAUUCCACUGUUUGCGGCACCUCGAGCUGUGGCACCGGGGACGACAGACUCGUUCUAUCCAAUGCGCCCCUGGAAGGGUGAUCUUGCACGGGUUGCCCACCCUCUGCCUCCUAGUAUGAAGCAAAGCGGCAAGUUUAUUUGCUCUAUACAAUAUGUCCUCGAAGCGACACUCGUGUACCGACCUCCAGCUGCCAACCACCUCAAAAGGAAGGGGGCUACACUGCAAGCAUCUCGAUCGAUAUCCGUUCAGAGCCUGGAUAUGACUUGCCGCACACGGCCUGGGGACGACUGGCCGUAUAGUGUUCAUCGUCACACGAUGUGCUGUGCCCCUGGGCGUUAUCCAUCUCAGUCUAUCUACCGCCUGAUCCCGAUUCUUCCCAGAACAAGUGCACAUUCGGCAUCCGAAGCGAAGCUUUUCUUUUCUGUCUGGUUGCCAAAGAAAGUGGAAAUCAAAGAACAGCAAGCGCUCUUCGUCCCAAUUUCCUGCACGAUGGGCCACUCUACAGUAGGUCAGGAGCUAUCGCCAUUGACAGACGAACAAUGUCCGAACGCUGUUGUGUGCUCUUUCAAGCUUGCACUAGUGCGACAUACACAGGUACGAGCCGGGUCCCAUACCAGCUCAUCUUCCCAGCGCGUUUUCAUUCGAAGAGGAUCGGUUACAGUGCCUGUCUCCCACGGUGAGCCAUCUGCGACUCAAACAACCACUAGCACUCCGACCUCAUCGGCCAACCUCUGCGACGCCACCGAUAUGUCCCUUCCUCCCGAUCUACUGACUGCAGAUUUUUCAACCUACAAUAUUGCUCGCUUUCACAGCCUCGAGAUUUCCUUUCGCAUGAAAUACAGAAAGAAGAAGCACAAGUUCACUUUACGCGACGUUCCUCUCCGGGUCGUUGCUCAGUCUGAAAGAGAGCUUGAAAGACGAUUGAGCGAAGGCAUAGAGGAAGAUGAUGAGUACGGGUGCUACCUGAGCGGGAUUCAGUGGCAAGAUUAUCGUGCAAAUACAAGUGGUACUGGAGAUCCUACGAGAGAGUUUCUACAAGCUAUCAUCGCAGAACCAGGUGGCGAUGGCGAUUGCGUUUCGGAAAUUCCACCGCCUGGUUACACUGCUUGA
Messenger RNA from Fonsecaea pedrosoi CBS 271.37, 1398 nucleotides. RefSeq lists its product as uncharacterized. Lineage: Eukaryota; Fungi; Ascomycota; Eurotiomycetes; Chaetothyriales; Herpotrichiellaceae. The coding region runs from base 1 to 1398 and encodes 465 amino acids. The record is from RefSeq and is a predicted model, not a curated record. Gene Ontology annotation, biological process: ubiquitin-dependent endocytosis. The transcript has a single exon. Gene Ontology annotation, cellular component: plasma membrane; cytoplasm; cytosol. Gene Ontology annotation, molecular function: ubiquitin protein ligase binding; protein-macromolecule adaptor activity.